CGUCCUUGUAUCACUAUUUCAUUUGACAUAUCAUUGACCAAGAACUUGUUAGAAGUCGAGUUUCCAAGGGAAGAGAAACUUGAGAAGUCUAAGAAGAUCUCCAUAGGGCUCUUUUGCAAAACUGAUACAUCGCUGCUAUUUUACUUAGCUUUUAUUUAAGAGUUAUAACAUUGUUGCAUCGCAUCUACUGGUACCGCAAAAAGUGUCAGACAUUUCCCGGCUAAAAUCCUUGUCAAUAUUGUCUGCAGUACGAAGGCCCAUGAACUGAUAUUCAACACGAAUUGUCGUAUAGUUGGAGGAGCUUUCCAUGCUUGCCACUUUCAUGAAGAAGUGUUCGGUCUCGAAUCUUGGCAAAUUCCAAGGAGAAUCCACGAAAGGCCAUAAUUAUGAGAAUCGCUUGUUUACAGUUCGAUCCUCAGGUCGGAGAUGUCACUAAUAACUUCACAAAAGCGGAUGCAAUACUCGCGAAAGCAGAACCGGAAGAUCUCGAUCUUUUAGUAUUGCCUGAGAUGGCUUUUUCUGGUUAUAACUUUUCCUCUUUGGAACAAAUCACCCCUUAUCUUGAGCCGACUACUUCUGGUGUCACAUCUUCAUGGGCACGUACGACAGCUCUCAAGUACAACUGUGUAGUAACGGUUGGUUAUCCUGAGAAGGCUAAUGAUGCUUCGAAUGGAUCAUCAAAUUCCGAAUGUUAUAAUUCCACAGUUACGGUAGAUAAGGAGGGUAAGACUAUCGCCAACUAUCGAAAGUCAUUCCUAUACUACACAGAUGAAACUUGGGCUCAUGAAGGAUCUGGCUUUUUCGAUGGAAAUAUCAGGGGGCUAGGAACUGUGGCAAUGGGAAUCUGCAUGGAUUUGAAUCCAUACAAAUUCGAAACUCCUUGGACUACUUGUGAAUUUGCUUGCCAUGUACUUCAAAAGAAGGCAAAUCUUGUUAUUUUGUCCAUGGCUUGGCUUACAAGACAGGACCAAUUACCUUACGGUCUAUUAGCAAGGGAACCUGAUAUGGAUACAAUUUCUUACUGGAUUGCCAGACUGAAACCUAUCAUUGGAGCUAACAGCACUGAAGAAAUCAUUAUUAUUCUCGCCAAUCGGUGCGGCACUGAAAGCGAAGCAACAUAUGCGGGAACCAGCACAGUCCUAGGUAUCAAGGAUGGCGAAGUUAAUGUCUACGGAAUACUCGGCCGAGGUGAGGAAAAGCUUUUGAUCGUCGAUACUGACGAGCAUCCUAUGGCCAAGAUAAUUUCGGGUACAAAGUGAACCGAAAAUUGAUUUCGCCAAUCAUCAAACCAAUUCCAUAAUUCAAUGCCAGAAGUCGAAUAAAUAAACUGUGUUAUCGAUGGCUUUCAAAUGAUAGACUCAACAGCAGCUAAACUUACAAGUAUUCCACAAUGAUAGUCUCUAAUGUAUCGAAUGAUAUUGAAACUUCACUUGCCAAUCUCAAUUCGCACCGACCUGAAUUUUGUGUAGAAUGGGCGGCACCAAAAUAUGAUGUAAGAGGCGGCGAUAAGAUUAUCAUUCUUCACAUAGAGUAGAAAUCUCAAGCUCUAAAAUUAAAAGAUUUAC
Botrytis sinoallii is the source of this 1565-nucleotide messenger RNA. RefSeq lists its product as uncharacterized. Gene Ontology annotation, molecular function: protein-N-terminal asparagine amidohydrolase activity; protein-N-terminal glutamine amidohydrolase activity. Gene Ontology annotation, biological process: protein catabolic process. NCBI's taxonomy places the organism in Eukaryota, Fungi, Ascomycota, Leotiomycetes, Helotiales, Sclerotiniaceae. The coding region runs from base 387 to 1259 and encodes 290 amino acids. The record is from RefSeq and is a predicted model, not a curated record. The transcript is spliced from 6 exons.